ACCCAAACUUCAAAGAGUCAGAUUAUUUCAAGCAAGUACGAUGGCUUCUUCUUCUUCUUCUUCUUCUUCUCAAAUAAAGUAUGAUGUUUUUCUUAGUUUCAGAGGUGAGGAUACUCGUGACGGUUUUACGAGCCACCUGCAUGCAGCUUUGUGUAGGGGAAAGAUUGAAACUUUCAUCGAUGAUGAACUUAAAAGAGGGGAUGGGAUUUCACCCUCUCUUUUGAAGGCAAUUGAAGGUUCAAAGAUUUCAAUUAUCGUUUUCUCUAAACGCUAUGCUUAUUCUAGAUGGUGUCUCGAAGAGCUUAUAAAGAUUCUCGAUUGCAAGAAAAUGAACGGUCAGAUUGUGAUUCCAGUUUUCUAUAAGAUAGAUCCAUCCCAUGUAAGGAAGCAAACUGGGACCUUUGGAAAUGCAUUUGUUGAGCAUCAAGUACGAUUUCGGGACAGACCAAAGAUGUUGCAGAGAUGGAGGAAUGCUUUGACGGAAGUAGCCGAUCUAUCUGGCUUUGAUUCAAAAGCCAUCAGGCCUGAAUCGAAACUUAUAGAGACAAUUAUUGAACACAUUUUGAAGAGAUUGAAUGAUAUGUCAUCUAGUGAUAACAAGAACUUGGUUGGAGUAGCAAUGAAGAUCCAGGACAUUAAAUCUUUAUUGUUUAAUGGGUCGAAUGAAGUAUGUAAGGUAGGAAUAUGGGGUAUGGGUGGUAUAGGCAAGACAACUCUUGCUGAUGCAAUCUUCAAUGAAAUCUCAAGUGAAUUUGAAGCUUCUCAUUUUAUUCGAAAUGUUAGGGAAGCAUCAAACAAAAAUCAACUAUGUCACUUGCAAAAAGAACUUCUUUCUACAAUAUUAGAGGAUGGACACCUCAACAUAGGGCUCACAUUCACAAAAGAAAGGCUUGGACGUAAAAGGGUUCUUAUUGUUUUCGAUGAUGUGACAGAUUUGAAACAAAUAAAAGAUUUAAUUGGAGAUCUUGAAAACCUGGGUUCUAGAAGUCGAAUCAUUAUAACAACGAGGGACAAACAAGUGCUUAAAAGUUGUGGAUUGAGUGAUUCUACCAUAUAUGAGGUUGAAGGAUUAUGUAGUGAUGAAUCUCUUCAACUUUUUAAACAAUAUGCCUUCAAACAAAACCAGGCAAUUGAUGAAGUUUAUAUGAAGUUGUGAAAUAGGGUAAUAGAUUAUACAAAAGGUUUGCCUUUAGCUCUUGAAGUCUUAGGUUGCUUUCUACUUGGUAGAGACAAAUUUGAAUGGGAAAGUGCACUAGAUGAAUUAAAAAAGUCUCCGAAUGAUGUUAUCCAAGCAGUGCUUAAGAUCAGUUAUGAUGGAUUAGGUAUUAGAGAAAAGGAUUUAUUUCUAGAUAUUGCAUGCUUCUUUAAAGGAUGGGAUAGAUAUCUAGUUGGUAGCCUCAAUUCGCAUAUUGGAAUAAGUGUUCUCAUUGAUAAAGCUCUUAUUACCAUUUCAUACAACACCAUAAGAGUGCAUGAUUUGAUUCAAGAAAUGGGUUGGGAAAUUGUUCGACAAGAGUCCGUUAAUAAACUUUGCCAACGUAGUCGAUUGUGGUAUCAUGAUGAUGUCUAUCAUGUACUUAAAAAAAAUCUGGGAACUGAUAAAAUAAGAGGUGUGCACUUUGAUAUGUUUCAAAUGAGAAACGUACACUUAAAUCCUCAUGCUUUUUCAAAGAUGGAUAAUCUAAGAUUAUUGAUAGUAGAUAAGCCAGUCUAUGUGGUCAAUAAGGUGUAUGGUUUUGAAGGCCUAGAAUUUGAUUUCACUGAGCUAACAUGCCUCUCUUGGGAUGCUUACCCUUGCACAUCAUUGCCAUUGAAAUUUUGUCCGGAGAACCUAGUUGUCCUUGAGAUGCAGCGGAGCAAUCUUAAACAACUUUGGACUGGUGUCAAGGAUCUUUCUCAUUUAAAAUACAUUGACCUGAGUUACUCAAAUCAUCUACUUAAAGUCCCAGAACUCUCAGAGGCUCCAAAUCUAGAGAGCCUGAUUUUAGAAGGUUGUACAAGCUUGUUUGAGAUCACUUCUCCAUCUCGGAAUCUCGAUAAACUUGUUAAGUUGAAUCUAAGACAUUGCAAAAGCCUUACCAGCCUUCCAAUUGGUAUUCAAUCAAAGUCUCUAAGAGAUGUAAUUCUCUCUGGCUGCUCUAAGCUCAACACUGCUCCAAGGAUCUCAUGUAAUAUGCAUCGAUUGUGUUUGGAUGGAACUGCAAUAAAAGAAUUUUCUUCUUCCAUCGAAAGUCCUUCUAGCCUAGUUGAAUUGAAUCUUAAGGACUGUUUAAGGCUUGAAAGUCUUCCCAGCAGUGUUUGUAAUUUGGAAUCUCUUCAUCACCUUACUCUUUCAGGUUUGUCAAAUCUAAAGUUUGUUUUAGGGAUCCCAUGCAAUAUAAAAGAGUUACAUUUAGAUGGAACUGCCAUAAAAGAAUUAUCUUCAUCAAUUGAGAAUGCAUCCAGUCUAGUAAGAUUGAAUCUUAAAGAUUGUUCAAGCCUUGAGAGUCUUCCAGACGGCAUUUGUAAAUUGAAGUCUUUAAGAUAUCUUUGCAUCUCUGGUUGUUCGAAACUUGCUAGAUUGCCUGAAGACAUAGGAAACUUAAAAAGCUUGGAAGUGCUAGAAGCUAAUGGAGUUACUAUAAGAGAAUUACCUUCGUCUAUUGGACGUUUGGAAAACCUUCAUGAUUUAUCUUUAGAGAGAUUGGAGAGAUGUAAUAGUCAAGAGCUGCUGUGUUCACUAUCCCGUGCUUUCUCAGGUUUGCUAUUUUUAAAGAGAUUAAGUUUGAAUCACUGCAAUCUCACAAAGUUACCUGAUAAUAUUGGCCAGUUGUCCUUACUUAGAGAUUUAGAAUUAGCUGGAAAUAGUUUUGAGAGCGUACCAACAAAUAUCGUGAACCUCUCUAACUUAUGGCUCCUUGACAUAAGGUUUUGUAUGAGGCUUCAAUCCUUACCAAAACUUCCUUGUAAGAUACUACAACUAAAGGCAGAGGGUUGCAAAUUGCUGAAAGCAUUAUCAAGUUUGAUAAUUCCAAAUCGUGGAUUGUACAACCGGAGAUUUAGCUUCAUCAACUGCCUAAAUCUGGAUUGGAAUGUUCUCAAAAACGUUUUGAAUGAUGCUUUAUCGGAAAUGUACUCUCUAUGGUUGGAAUUUAGAGAGUGUGGAGUUGGCCUUCCGGACGGUGUCAUGUGUUUCCCUGGAAGUGAAAUUUCAGAUUGGUUUAACAUUCAAAGUUGUGGAUCUUCUAUAGAGCUACCACAAGGUUCAUUCAAUCAUAAGUUUUUGGGUUUAGUCUUUUGUGCCUUUGUCGGAGUCCAAAAUUAUAAUCAUUCUUACAAAGGUGAUUAUCACAUGCAAAUUGAGUAUGAGUUGCAUUUGAAAUGCGAAGAUGGUUACAAUAGAGUUGCUAAAAAACAAUUUUCGGUUAAUGAACCCAAGAAUAUUGAGUCAGAUCACAUAUUCCUGGGGUAUAAUUGCAAUCAAUUUGAUUUCCGUGAAUUCCCUUGCAAUACGGAGGCCAUUAUCAAUUUCAGUUGCAAUAAGUUUUGUCUUCGUAAAAUUACUAAAGAUACGAAGGACAACAUCAAUUCCCAAGCCAAACUCUAUUUGAAGAAGUGUGGGAUCCGUUUAUUGUACACUCAGGAGUUUGAGGAACCUAUGAAAAGAUCCAGAUGUUCUGUCAUUGGCGAAGAGGAAGAGAAAGAGGAAGUACAGUCUGAGAGAUUGAAACCUUCAAAAUUCUUUAAAGGCGAAUCUGGCUCCAGGUCUGGGGUGCAUCUACUACCGCACAAGAAAGAAGGGGAAGAGUUCAGUCCAACUACAAAUGAACCCAUUAGCUUUACUCUUUUCGAUUUGGAUGAAUUCCCUGGAGAUUCUAUUGCAUCACCUAUUUCUAUUUCUGAUUCGGAUGAAGACAAUGAUGGAGAUUUUGUCAAAUCACAGCCCUUUACUUCUUUGGAUUUGGAUGAUUUCCCCCAAGAUUCUGUCAGUUCACCUAUUAUUAUUAUCUCUGAUUCGGAUAAAGACAAUGAUGGGUAA
Molecule: messenger RNA, 4018 nt
Organism: Pistacia vera
Lineage: Eukaryota; Viridiplantae; Streptophyta; Magnoliopsida; Sapindales; Anacardiaceae
Product: disease resistance protein RPP4-like
Exons: 6
Biological process (GO): defense response; signal transduction
Molecular function (GO): ADP binding
Source: RefSeq, a predicted model, not a curated record